AUGCGCUACACCAACCUCCUACUCCUCGCCACCACAUCCGGUGCCAUGGCAGCGGGCAUCGAAAACCGUGGUUUCCUAGCGUGCGUUGACGCCGUAACAGAGCACAAAUCUGUCACCACGGACCUUCCCAGCUUGUCGGCGACAGGCGUCGACGAGGACGACAUCCCAACCAUCACGAACGCCUGCGAGUUGCCCACGCUCACAGGUGCGCCCGGCUCUAUCUUGACCUCAUUCACCUCCGGGCUGAAGUCUUGGACGAGCGCUCACAGCAGCGAGCUCAGCGCUGUGUGGUCCGCUUGCAAGGACGAGGACUUUGUCGGCAAGAUCACUUCUCUUGCUGAGAACUACGGCCCGGUUUGCUCGGCCAUAGCAGAGUUCAGUCGUUCCCUCGAUGGUACUACAGUGGUUGCGACUACCACUGCUGCCGGCACUGCGGCUACUGAGACUGGAGUCGCAGCUACUGGAACCGGAGGGGCGGCUACUGCUACCACCAGUCUGCCCAACGCUGCCUCGCGAGAGACGGAUAUGGUUAUGGCUGCUGUUGCGGCUGCUGGUGUUGGCUUUGCUGUCAUUCACUAG
This is a messenger RNA of Colletotrichum scovillei, 579 nucleotides long. RefSeq lists its product as uncharacterized. Bases 1 to 579 code for a protein of 192 amino acids. Lineage: Eukaryota; Fungi; Ascomycota; Sordariomycetes; Glomerellales; Glomerellaceae. The transcript has a single exon. The record is from RefSeq and is a predicted model, not a curated record.